Messenger RNA from Mycena indigotica, 222 nucleotides. RefSeq lists its product as uncharacterized. Gene Ontology annotation, molecular function: proton-transporting ATP synthase activity, rotational mechanism. Gene Ontology annotation, biological process: proton motive force-driven mitochondrial ATP synthesis. Bases 1 to 222 code for a protein of 73 amino acids. The record is from RefSeq and is a predicted model, not a curated record. The transcript has 3 exons. Gene Ontology annotation, cellular component: mitochondrial inner membrane. Lineage: Eukaryota; Fungi; Basidiomycota; Agaricomycetes; Agaricales; Mycenaceae.
AUGAGCGCGACCUGGCGUAGCGUAUUCACCUAUAACAAAUACACUCAAAUCACCGCACGGGCCGUGCGCAACUCGCUCGAGGAAACUCAUCGGCUGGCAGCGGAAAAACGCGGGUUGACGCUCCUCCGUUACCAGAAGUGGGAAGAUGGUGUUGGUGGAACCCAGACAGUGUUGAAUCCGGACGUAGAAACGUCAGACCCCAAGAAGAGUGCAGCGGUGUGA